AUGUUCUUUAUCGACCACGGUACACCAGACGGCUGGACAAACCUCCACGGCUACGGCUGUCACAUUUUCAAGUGGGUAAACAAGGAGGGCAAGUUUGUCUAUAUCAAGUAUCACUUCCUAGCAGAGCAUGGCCGUCACGAUUUGACGCAACCCGAGGCCAUCCGCAUCUCUGGCGAGAACCCCGACUACUCCAAGCAGCAGCUUUGGGAGGGUAUCGAGGCUGGUAAAGAGUUCAAGUGGAAGGCUUAUAUCCAGGUCAUGAAGCCCGAGGAUGCAGAUGCCGAGAAGCUUGGAUUUGAUCCGUUCGAUGUCACAGAGGUGUGGCCCAAGGGACAGUUCCCUCUCCAGGAAUUUGGCAACUUGGUUCUCAACAAGAACCCGGAGAACUUCCAUCGUGAUGUGGAACAGGCUGCAUUCUCGCCUGGAAGCAUGAUCCCGGGUGUUGAGGACUCUCCAGAUCCGCUCUUGCAAUUCCGCAUGUUCUUCUACCGCGAUGCCCAGUAUCACCGUAUCGGAGUCAAUCUUCAUCAAAUUCCAGUCAAUUGCCCCUUCGCCGCAUCAUCGCUCUCAUCAAUCAAUUUCGACGGACAGAUUCGUGUCGACGCCAAUCACGCCGGCAACAAACAAUACACACCAAACUCCUUCACCGACAAGUUCCGCCCAGACGUUGCAGAAGCGCCCUACAAAGUUUCUGACAACGUGGUAUCCCGCAAAUCACACUACUACCACAAGGGCAAGUUGUCCGAGUACGAUCAACCGCGGGAGCUGUACAGGCGGGUCAUGUCGGAGCAGGACCGUGCGAAUCUUCACAGCAACACGGCGAAGAUGCUUUCGCACGUCAAUUACCCGAUCAUCGCCAAGCGAUAUCUGUCCCAGAUCUAUAAUGUCGCUCCAGAGUAUGCGACGGCUGUGUAUGACCUGACGAACUUCAAGUUCAAGGAGAAGGAGGGUGUGUUUGAGUUCACAGAGGUUGAGGAGCUCGCAAAGGAGGCGCACACCUUGAGCAAAACGAAGAAGUUCAGACCGGAGGAUGGCAAUCGCCUUACUGGCUAUGCCCCGGAAAAGCCUUUCUACCAGUUGUGA
Fulvia fulva is the source of this 1083-nucleotide messenger RNA. RefSeq names its product Vegetative catalase. The transcript is spliced from 2 exons. Gene Ontology annotation, cellular component: peroxisome; cytoplasm; mitochondrion. Bases 1 to 1083 code for a protein of 360 amino acids. Gene Ontology annotation, biological process: hydrogen peroxide catabolic process; response to hydrogen peroxide. Gene Ontology annotation, molecular function: catalase activity; heme binding. The record is from RefSeq and is a predicted model, not a curated record. Lineage: Eukaryota; Fungi; Ascomycota; Dothideomycetes; Mycosphaerellales; Mycosphaerellaceae.